Molecule: messenger RNA, 3703 nt
Organism: Cheilinus undulatus (humphead wrasse)
Lineage: Eukaryota; Metazoa; Chordata; Actinopteri; Labriformes; Labridae
Gene: paxip1
Product: PAX interacting (with transcription-activation domain) protein 1
Exons: 23
Coding region: 105-3470 (1121 amino acids)
Biological process (GO): positive regulation of transcription initiation by RNA polymerase II
Cellular component (GO): nucleus
Source: RefSeq, a predicted model, not a curated record
UGUCCCCGGCUGGUUUACUGUAAGCAGCUGCUGUAGCACUUAGACUGUAUCAGUUAGCUUUGUUAGCUUUUAAAACAUCAAACUGAUGAUUUUAACCGACAGACAUGUCUGAAGAGGAGAACAAGGUGUCCGACGAGCUGUUUAAAGAUGUCAAAUUCUACCUGGUGGGGGACAUCGACCAAAAGGUGGUGCAGUUGCUGAAAGCAGGAAAGGGGAAGGAGGUGUCCUAUAAUGCUCUGGCCACUCACAUCAUUGCUGAGGACGGGGACAACCCCGAGGUGGGCGAGUCCAGAGAGGUAUUUGACCUCCCGGUGGUUAAGCCGUCCUGGGUGAUCCUCUCUGUCAGGUGUGGAGACCUGCUACCAGUCACCGGAUUCUCUCCUGAAUCAGGACAGAUAUUCUUUGGUGUGACAGUGUGUCUGCCCAGGCUUCCAGAGGACCUGAACUCACUGUGGGCGUAUGUGACCUUCUAUGGAGGAGAAUGUCAGCUGAACCUCAACAAGAAGGUCACACACUUGGUGGUGAAGGAGCCGAAAGGGGCUAAGUUUGAGUGUGCCCUGAAACAUCCCAACAUCAAGAUCGUCACGCCGGACUGGAUCACAGACUCCGUUCAAGACAAAAGCAGAAAGGAUGAGGCUCUCUAUCACCCCAGACUUACCUACGUGGAGCCUGAGGAGGAGGACGAGAGCGAUGGAGAGUCGUAUGAGCACUCUGAUGGAAGCUACAGCCCCCGGCGACCCCGGCUGUCCAGCGGGGGUUCGUCUGGUGAGGAGUCAAGCCCCCGCAGGAGACCUGGACCCAAAAAACUAAACUCUUUGUCACCACCUUCCCCCCGUAAACCUGAGCGCCGCAGUGAGCGGAUGUUCGAUGACUCUGAUGAUGACUCCCCUGCAGAGAAGGAGGGCUCCAACCUGAACUGGACCCCAGCCGAAGUCACCACCCCCACUCACCCUGUUGCUACAGGGACGGCUCGACGGCGGGGUGGGCCCCCCAGCACCAAGGAGCCAGUGGUCUCGACGGGAAGUGGACUGAUCAACCUUUGUGCCACUGUGCCUCCUGUACCUGGGGCAACCACACCUGCAGAGGCCCGAGCUGCUGCUGCUGUCAGCCACAACGCACAACAAGGUGUUUCAGGUCAUGAAGGACUUCCUGGGUGGAGUCCUGCAGCCAGACACCUCAGAAACAUCACCAACAACUCAGACAUGCAGCCGACCAGCCGACCUGCCAACGUAGCACAUAUCAUACAGAAUCUCACAGCCAAUCAGAUGAAGCCACUGGAGCAGCAGACCAAUCAGAGCCAUGCUCAGACCCUGAACAGUACCACGCCCCUCCUCUUUAAUCAGUCGAAACCAGGCAGCCAGCCCCUUACAGCCGAGCAGCAACAACACCUACUGCAACAGCAACAAUCGCACCAAGCUGCUCAGCAGCAACAUCAGCAGUUACCACAGCAACCGCAGCAUCCUAUGAUGCACCUGCAGCAGCAGCAGCAGCAACAUCAGAUGAUGCAGCUACAUCACCAACAGCAGCAACAUCAGCAGCAACAGUCACAGGUUGCACAACAACAAGGGUUCUCGCAGUUGCCCCAACAACAGCAACAGUUCCUGCAGCAGCAGCAGCAGCAACAAAUGCACCAACAGCAGAUGUUCUCUCAGCAGCAGCAGCAACAGCAGCACGCAUUCUCCCAGCAGCAGCUGCGGCCUCAGCAGCUCCUUAGACCGGGUUUACAACAACUACAGCAACAGCAGGCACUGCAGCAGCAGCUCCAACAGUUCCAGCAGCAGCAGCGCAUGCAAAUGUUACAGCAACAACAGAACCAACAACAGUUACACCAACAACAUCUACAACAGCAGCAGCAGCAGCAACAUUUUCUGCAACAACAGCAGCACAUGCAGCAGAUGCAGCAGCAGCAGCAGCAGCUGCAGAACCAGCAGCAGCAGCAGCAGCAGCAGGCGCUGCAGCAGAACCAGCAGAGCCUGCAGCAGCAGCAACAGACAACCCUGCAGCCUCAGAUCCAGCAGACGCCUCAUGUCUCUCAGCUUUUUGGACACGAGCCUGGACAAGACAUUCCUCAGGACGGCUUCCUGCUGGGCUGUGUGUUUGCAAUCGCUGACUAUCCCGAACAGAUGGCGGACAAACAGCUGCUCAACACCUGGAAGAGGGUGAUCCAAGCAUGUGGUGGAGCUGUAGACCCCACCAUAACCCCUCGCUGCACACAUCUGCUGUGCGAGAGUCAGGUCAGCAACAUGUAUGUGCAGGCGCUGAGGGAGGGGAAACGCUGCGUGACGGCUCACUGGUUAAACACUGUGCUGAAGAGGAAGAGGAUGGUCCCCCCUCAUCGGACGUUGCACCUGCCCUUUGCCUUCCCACCUGGAGCUAAGCCCUGCUCUCAGCAUAUCAUCUCAGUGACGGGGUUUGUGGACGCUGACCGAGACGACCUGAAGCUGAUGGCUUACCUGGCUGGAGCGCGAUACACGGGCUACUUGUGUCGCAGUAACACUGUGCUCAUCUGUAAAGAACCCAGUGGGCUGAAAUAUGAGAAGGCAAAGGAAUGGAAAAUCCCGUGUGUGAACGCUCAGUGGCUGUGUGAUGUCCUGCUGGGAAACUUUGAGGCGCUCAGACAGAUCCAGCACAGCAGAUACUCCAACUACACCCUCCCAGAACCUCUGGUACCAAACCCACAGCUGGUCCAGAACCUGCUUGCCUCGUGGAGAUCUCCCAUCAAAGUGUCUCCUGAGUCUUUAGCUAGCCUUCAGCUGCAGCACAAACAAAGGAUCAGUGACUCCAACCAGCCUGCUAACAAGAAGGCCAGGUUGGAGGACGUCCAGUCUCCCAGUCAGAAGCUCCCUCCAGAGUCUACUCCUCGGGUCAUGUUCACAGGGUUUGAGCCAAACCAGGUGCAGCAGUACACCAAGAGGUUACACUCGUUAGGAGGAGAGGUGGCAGACAGCAGUCAGAAGGUGACUCACCUGGUGGCCGCCAAGGUGACUCGGACGGUGAAGUUCCUGACCGCCAUGUCCGUGGUCAAACACAUCGUCAGCCCCGAGUGGCUUGAGGAGAGCUGGAGGAGCCAGAAGUUCCUCGAUGAACAGCCUUUCUCUCUGAGGGAUGCAGAGGCUGAGAUGUUGUUCAGCUUCAGUCUGGAGGAGUCCUUAAAGAGAGCUCACAGCACGCCACUGUUCAAGGGUAAAUUCUUCUACCUGACCCCAGGUGUGUGUCCCAGUCUGGGCACCAUGAAGUCUAUCCUGGAGAGCGCUGGAGGGAAGCUGCUGACCAAACAGCCAUCAUACAGGAAGAUCAUGGAGCACAAACAGAACAAGAACCUUCCAGAGAUAAUUCUAAUCUCCUGUGACAACGACCUACACCUGUGCAGAGAGUAUUUCAUGAAGAACAUAGAUGUUCACAACGCUGAGUUCAUCCUCACUGGAGUCCUUACCCAGAAACUCAACUACGACUCGUACAGGUUCACCUGAAGAAGCGGUGCCGGGGGGAUAAGGACAAGUGUGUACAGGCGUCUGACUUUUCUAUCUUCAGAUUUUUGUGUUUUUGUAGCUUUUUGUAACCAGUUUAAUAAAUAAAUAAUGGAUGUUAUUUUUGUGAAAUGAAUGUUUAAAUUAUGGAGGAUUUUAACUUUUUUCCUGUUGUUCACAUAGAAUGUGUUAAAGCUUCUGCUGCUUUUUGGAAUAAAAACCACAUCUGUUUGUGA